Messenger RNA from Arabidopsis lyrata subsp. lyrata, 1107 nucleotides. RefSeq names its product calcium uniporter protein 4, mitochondrial. Gene Ontology annotation, cellular component: uniplex complex; mitochondrial inner membrane. The coding region runs from base 67 to 1023 and encodes 318 amino acids. Gene Ontology annotation, biological process: mitochondrial calcium ion homeostasis; calcium import into the mitochondrion. The transcript has 2 exons. Gene Ontology annotation, molecular function: uniporter activity; calcium channel activity. NCBI's taxonomy places the organism in Eukaryota, Viridiplantae, Streptophyta, Magnoliopsida, Brassicales, Brassicaceae. The record is from RefSeq and is a predicted model, not a curated record.
AAACAAAAUAAGUAACAUUAACUUUUCUUCCUUUUACAUUUUAACCUAAUGAAUCGGACUAUAUAAAUGCCUUCUUGCCAAAGAUUUCAUUACCCAAUUCACACAACAAAGACUCAAACUCAAGAUUCUCUCUCUCUCUUAAUGGCUCUACGCAGAGCAAUCACUAAACGUCUCAUUGACAGUUACAGAUCCGAUGUAACACAACAACACUCAUUUUUCAGACAACUCUCACCAUAUAAGAUGAAGAUCUAUCGUCAGUACAUGACCUCACCGAAUGGUCCGAAUCUUACAGACCGGAUUGUCGGGAUCCACAUCGAGUCCGUUGCUCCUCCCAAACGGGAGGAAACGGCCGUGAAGGGUUUAUCGGUGAGUGAGACAAAGAAGUUGUUGAGGAUAUAUCAAAUGGAGAAGGUGAAAGCGAGACUCAGAGAGAUUCCUAAAAGCUCAGUUUCUUAUUGGGAAUUUGUUCAGAUCUGUUGUGAGAGCUGUGGGAACGACGAGCAAGGUUCUGAAAUGGCUAACUCUUUGGAUCAUUCGGGAUGCGUCGUCGUUUUAGGAGAUAUAGUAUUUCUUCAUCCCCAUCAGAUAGCCAAAUCUAUGGAGGCAAUGAUCAAGCAAACAUCAAUACUUCCAAACGAUCCAAGGAAAGAAGAGUUAGUUCUGCUUGAGACUACAAAGAAGUGUAUUGACAUAGAGGCCCAACGCAUAGUAAAGGCUGAGUUAUAUUGCGGUCUCGGUUUCCUAGCUGUGCAAACUAUAUGUUUUAUGCGUCUUACCUUUUGGGAACUAAGCUGGGAUGUAAUGGAACCCAUAUGCUUCUUUGUUACAUCCAUUCAUUUCAUCCUCGGUUACCUCUUUUUUCUUCGGACAUCCACGGAACCAUCCUUCGAAGGUCUUUUUCGACAACGGUUUAAGACCAAACAGAAGAAGCUUAUGGAGAGGCAUGGGUUUGAUUUUCUGAGGUACAAUGAGCUCAACUCCUUGUUCAUACCAUUUCCGUGUAAAUCUCAUUAUCCGGUAUAGUUCAUAUAGCUUGUGUUUACUUGAAAUUGGGCCUCAACUUGUUGUAUGUAUAUUUGAUAAAGUUGGAUUCCUAGUUUUUGUUCA